Molecule: messenger RNA, 1911 nt
Organism: Penicillium verrucosum
Lineage: Eukaryota; Fungi; Ascomycota; Eurotiomycetes; Eurotiales; Aspergillaceae
Exons: 1
Coding region: 1-1911 (636 amino acids)
Biological process (GO): glucuronoside catabolic process; carbohydrate metabolic process
Molecular function (GO): beta-glucuronidase activity; carbohydrate binding
Source: RefSeq, a predicted model, not a curated record
AUGAAGUUCCUAGCGGGAUUGUCAUUGCUGUCCCUUGUUCCUUCUUCGUUUGCUGUUCCUACAGCGAGCAAGCACCCUCGCAAUGACUUAUCUCAGGCUGAGCAGCCCUUGAUCAAGCUAAAGCCCCAGCGAACUUCCUCCCGUGAGCUUGUGAACCUUGAUGGUCUGUGGAAAUUCACACUUGCUUCCGGUGCCAACGACACGACCCAGCCCUGGACCGCGCCAUUCCCCAGCGGUGCUCUCGAAUGUCCGGUCCCGGCGUCUUACAACGAUAUAUUCGUCGACCGGGACAUCCACGACCAUGUCGGAUGGGUUUACUACCAGCGCGAGGUUUUCGUCCCAAAGGGCUGGUCGAGGGAGCAGUAUUUCGUGCGAGCUGAAUCUGCUACUCAUCACGGUCGUAUCUAUGUGAAUGACCGUCUACUCGCCGAGCACGUCGGCGGUUACACACCUUUUGAAGCCGAUAUCACCGAGUUUGUCACUGCUGGAGAGAAAUUCAGGUUGACAAUUGGUGUCAACAACGAGCUUAACCAUGAGACAAUCCCACCCGGAAAGAUCGAGAUCGCUGAGGCCACCGGCAAGCGAGUCCAGACUUACAACCACGACUUUUACAACUACGCUGGUCUUUCUCGCUCCAUUUGGUUGUACUCUGUGCCUCGUCAACAUAUCGAGGACAUCACCGUUGUCACUGAUGUCGAUGGUGAGACUGGACUCAUCGAUUAUAACAUCAAGGCGGCCAAGAAUUCAACUGGGAUUAUCAAGAUCUCCGUUAUCGACGAGGAUGGAGUCGUUGUUGCAACUGCCUCUGGAGCUCAGGGUACCGUCAAGAUCAACUCGGUCAAAUUGUGGCAACCCGGUGCGCCUUACCUUUACCAAUUCCAGGCCAACAUUGUAGAUGGCCGCAACAAGGUGGUCGACACCUACAGCGUGGCCACUGGUGUUCGCAGUGUCAAGGUCGACGGGUCGAAGUUCCUCAUCAACGGCAAGCCCUUCUACUUUACCGGAUUCGGAAAACACGAAGACACCUCAGUUCGCGGCAAAGGACACGACCAAGCCUACAUGGUUCACGAUUUCCAACUGAUGGACUGGAUCGGCGCCAACUCUUUCCGCACCUCCCACUACCCUUACGCCGAAGAAGUCAUGGACUUUGCAGACCGACAGGGAAUCGUCGUGAUCGAUGAAACACCCGCCGUGGGUCUGAACAUUAAUUUACUGGGUGUGUCUGGGUCCGAGGUCCCAAAAACCUGGUCUGAGGAGAACAUCAACAACAACACCCAGAAAGCCCACAAGCAAGCCAUCAGUGAACUUAUCAGCCGGGAUAAGAACCAUGCCAGUGUUGUUAUGUGGUCGAUUGCCAAUGAGCCUGCCUCCGCAGAAGAAGGCGCGCGAGAGUACUUCGAGCCGUUGGUCAAGUUGACUCGCGAGCUUGAUCCAAGUCGUCCUGUUACCUUUGCCAACGUCGGGGAUGCAACAUUCGAGUUGGAUCUGAUCUCAGAUCUGUUUGACGUCACUUGUCUGAACCGGUACUUUGGGUGGUACUCGGAAACAGGAGUCCUCGAGGAGGCAGAGCCUGCUCUUGUCAAGGAGCUGCAAGGCUGGGAAAAGAAAUUCAACAAACCAAUCAUCAUGGCUGAGUACGGCGCUGAUACCAUUGCCGGUAUUCAUUCCACUCUUGGUCUCCCUUGGAGCGAGGAGUUCCAGGACGAUAUGCUCGCCAUGUACCACCGGGUCUUUGACAGCAUCGAGUCCAUGGCUGGUGAGCAUGUUUGGAACUUUGCUGACUUCCAGACCUCUAUGGGUACCAUGCGGGUGGAUGGUAAUAAGAAGGGUGUGUUUACCAGGGAUCGCAAGCCUAAGAUGGCGGCACAUGGUUUGAAGGCGAGAUGGACCAACAUGACCACAAGUGGGUGA